Messenger RNA from Sclerotinia borealis F-4128, 1266 nucleotides. Lineage: Eukaryota; Fungi; Ascomycota; Leotiomycetes; Helotiales; Sclerotiniaceae. The record is from the annotation of a GenBank genome assembly.
AUGGUAUCAUCUUUCAAAACUCUCUUCAUCGCAGUAUGUCUGCUAAUGAUCGAGGCUACACCCUUACUCAAGAAAAAGGGGUUGAGCUUCGACUACAAUGGCGGCAAGGUUCGUGGAGUCAAUUUGGGAGGGUGGUUUGUGCUCGAGCCCUGGAUUACCCCAUCAUUGUUCUAUGGUUCUUGGGUAGAUGAGUACACGCUUACUCAAACGCUUGGGAAAUCUGCUUCUCAAAACCUAUUAAACGCACAUUGGGCAACUUGGAUAACACAACAUGAUUUCAAUGAGAUUGCAAGUGUUGGGUUGAAUCAUGUCCGCAUACCAAUCGGAUAUUGGGCUUUGAAUCCGCUGCCUGGUGAUCCUUAUGUCCAGGGACAACUGCAAUACCUAGACCAAGCUAUUGGCUGGGCAAGACAAGCUGGCUUGAAAGUUAUUCUGGAUGUUCAUGGGGCUCCAGGAAGCCAAAAUGGAUUCGAUAACUCUGGACGAAAAGGACCCGUUACUUGGACCCAAGGAGACACUACUAAGCAAACCUUGGCUGCUAUCCAGUCACUCGCCUACCGCUAUGCUCCAGCGACAGACGUUGUUACGGGAAUUGAGCUUCUCAACGAGCCAGCUAGCUGGGACCUUGACAUGGGUGCAGUGAAGCAAUUCUAUUAUGAUGGUUGGGGAAACGUGAGAAACGCAAAUCCUGAUACCGCAGUUGUCAUUCAUGAUGCGUUUCUUUCUCCGCCGUCAUGGAAUGGCUUCAUGAACUAUCAAUCUGGAGUUAAUGACAUCAUUCUCGACACGCAUAUUUAUCAAAUAUUUUCCUUUGCAGAGGUGGCCAUGAAGCCUUGUCAACAUGUUCAGGUUGCUUGCAGUCAGAUUGGCAACUUAGCCAAUACAGAUAAAUGGACCAUCGUCGGGGAGUUUAGCGGUGCCCAAACGGAUUGCGCAAAAUGGUUGAAUGGCUUUGGUGUAGGUUCUCGAUACGAUGGUUCAUAUCCGGGUAGUUACGCAUGGUACGGAUCUUGCCAGACGAAAGAUGUAGGAACGGUUGAUGGUCUACUUGAAAUCGACAAAGUCAACCUGGCAUACUUUAUGGAAGCCCAGCUUGAUGCAUACGAAGCUCAUUCCGGAUGGGUGUUCUGGACGUGGAAGACGGAAUCAGCUCCCGAAUGGCAUUUCCAGAACUUGACGAGAGCGGGCUUGAUACCCCAGCCAUUAACGAGUAGAAAAUAUGGAAAACAAUGCGCGACUUCGACUUGUUUGAUUCCAGACAGUUGA